CAAUUAUAAGGUAGACUACACGGAAACGGCCGGAUACGAAAAGAAACAGCACUAUCAAAGAGCCACAGCGAGCAAUGAGACGAGAAGCCCGGCUUGGCAACAAGGUUAGGUGGAAACGCUGAGAUGGAGGCUGGAGCCCUUUCGUGAGUCCGCCUCAACACACACCGAAACCGACGGAUAAGGUUGAAUGACAAGGCUUGCCAGGCCAACCAUCAAACCAUCCGCAACUGGUGGCUCCGUACGGAGUAGAGGGGGACUCGAGGGAGGAAAGAAUCGAGACAUCCGCACUCGGAGGGAGCCUGUUAAACCCACCCGCGAGAUGAAAAGACUGUUGGUCAUCAUGCUCAAUGCGCGCCGAUCGUUCAAAGCAAGCCGCACAAGACGACCCUCGGGGCGAGACAUGCAAAUCCACGACAGAUUCGUGGGGUCCGACACGUCUUGUUCUUUUGUUUGCUGUUACGAACAGGCAUUGCCUUGCUGCUGGUCCCGUAAGGCAACCGAAUCAAAGGCGUUCGGGAACCACUCGGAUCCGCCGUCCAUCAUGCGAUGCAGUCAACCAGUGUCUCUGUUUUCUGUCUCUCGGCCGCUUGAUUUCCUCCGUCCUAGUCUCUUGGCUUCAAUCUCAUCUUUCGAGCCUCUCAGAUGGGGUGGAUUCGGCCCGCGCAUGAAACGCCCAGGACUGAAAAAAUUGAUUCGCAGCAAAAUAAAAACAUAUCAGAUUGUCUAGGGUCAGCUGACAGAAAAUUGAGAUUGCACUGGACGAGACGACUGGACUCGUGUCACCAUCGUCGACGUCGGGUAGCCUCCCUCGCCGGUUACGAUCAGCAGUCUCCAAAGCUAGCCGACCAGAGCCCUUGUUGGUUCCCUCGAGAGAGUGAUAUCCUGCGUG
Colletotrichum phormii is the source of this 889-nucleotide messenger RNA. RefSeq lists its product as uncharacterized. The transcript has a single exon. Bases 188 to 727 code for a protein of 179 amino acids. The record is from RefSeq and is a predicted model, not a curated record. NCBI's taxonomy places the organism in Eukaryota, Fungi, Ascomycota, Sordariomycetes, Glomerellales, Glomerellaceae.